Molecule: messenger RNA, 1830 nt
Organism: Acanthopagrus latus (yellowfin seabream)
Lineage: Eukaryota; Metazoa; Chordata; Actinopteri; Spariformes; Sparidae
Product: tetraspanin-18-like
Exons: 9
Coding region: 335-1102 (255 amino acids)
Cellular component (GO): membrane
Source: RefSeq, a predicted model, not a curated record
UCGCGCUUGAUGGCGGUUUAAACGAGGCUGGAGGUUUGAAACCGUCAGAGCAGCGGUGGAGUCUGAAGGCUGCGGCGGGUCGGAGCUCAGCGGCGGUUCAUCCCGAGAGGUUGUUGGAUUUAUGAGUUUGUCGGAGAGUUUUGACUCCAGCUGAACAACAGAAACACAAAACAGAGAGAAAGAGAGAAGAAGAAGAAGAAGAAGAAGAAGAAGAAGAAGAAGAGAAGAAGAAGAAGCUUCAGUCCGCGCUGAUGUAAAGCAGUACGAGGUCAAAGGCUCAAGACUCCCGUUCUCCUUCCGACACUUAAAGCCAGGAACCAUUAAACAGGUACAUAUGGGGCAGGGCGAGGUUUCAGCUCGAGGCUCAGCCAUGGAGGGAGACUGCCUCAGCUGUAUGAAGUACCUCAUGUUCAUCUUCAACUUCUUCAUCUUUCUGGGCGGCUCCUUCCUGCUAGGUGUGGGCAUCUGGGUGCUGCUGGACCCGAUGGGCUUCAGGGAGAUCGUGGCGGCGAACCCCCUCCUGUUCACCGGGGUCUACGUCAUCCUGGCCAUGGGCGGCAUGCUGUUCCUGCUGGGCUUCCUGGGCUGCUGCGGCGCCAUCAGGGAGAACAAAUGCCUCCUGCUCUUUUUCUUCAUGCUCAUCCUCUUCAUCUUCCUGGCUGAACUGGCUGCUGCCAUCCUGGCGUUCCUCUUCAGGGAACACUUAACCAGAGAGUAUUUCAGCCGGGAGCUCAAGCGUCACUACCAAGGUCAGAACAACACCGACGUCUUUACAUCCACCUGGAACGCCAUCAUGACCACGUUCGACUGCUGUGGCGUCAGCGGCCCCGAGGACUUCGAGGAGAGUCUCUUCAGGCUCCUCAGCCCCAGUAAGAUGGUCCCUGAGGCCUGUUGCCAGAGGAACAGUUACCUUGGAGCUGGCAGCGUGGAGCAGUGUGUGAGCGGCAGCGUGGCCUUCAGACACAACAAGGGCUGUUACUCCGCGAUGGUCAGCUACUUUGAGACGUACAUUUACACAGCAGGAGCUCUGGCCAUCGUCGUGCUGACAAUCGAACUCUUCGCCAUGGUGUUCGCCAUGUGUUUAUUCAGAGGAAUCCAGUAACCGAUGCGUCCACUCGCAUCCUCACCAGCCUUCAGAGGCUCCAGCAGAAGGAAAACUGUAAAAUAUGAAAUGUAUUUGUACAGUGAUAGUUUUUAUGUGUCUCAUCGGUUUUGUGACAUCAUUUCGUACUUCACAGCAGCAGCGAGGCGUUUGAGGUACUUUACUUUGGGCACAAUAGACACACACAGGAAGUGACCUGUGGCCGGAGGAGGAGCUCUGCUAAAGGAUCAGCAGCGACGCUGAGAGGUCCAACAAGCUGAACUUGUCCAGGACCGGUCUGUGAUCAGGAAACCAACAUGUGAUUUAAAGCCCGAUUUAAUCAUGAUGACUGAGUCCGAACAGUUCAGGUACAAUCAGCACACACAGUAUUAUGAUACAAUAAUGUCUGUUUGGUUAAUGUGAAGAUGAUCACAACACGUUGGGCCUCAUGCAACAACACUUUCAUGUUCUCACCACAAAGUCACGUGUGUGUAUUAACUGCUCACACCUGUUCGUUUUAACUCCCCAGAUGGUUUCAUCAGACCACCUGUUCAACAAACACAGAUGUUUAUAUCCUGCUCUCAGGCAAAAUCAUUCAGAGGUGACAACAGUCCACACAGUCUUUCCUCCAGUACAGUAACAGAGUUCAGGCUCUGACAUGGACUCAGAGUAUCAGAGUAAAAAGUCUCCCUCUGAAGGACAUUUGUGCUCAAAGCUAACUGAAGCUCACGUCAUAUUAAUAGAAUUCA